UCCCUCUUCUCAGACAGCCCUCAAGACCCGCUGCCCAACCCUCAGCACUCUAGCAUAAAGACAAACCGUUUACCUCAGUCGAAUCGGUUUAGACACAGCACAUAUCCUACCUCAAACCAUGCCUCCUCCUUUGAUACAAUACCUGCAACCUACGCUGCCCCAGCACUGCGAACCAACCUCGCCUUUUCUCGCUGCCAUAUCCUCCUACCUCCACGUCUGCGUGCCUACUUCGUUAGCCUUGAUAUCCUCCCUCCUGGGAACACUUAGCAUCAUCUCCUGGCUAUUCGCACAGCUCCCGCAAAUUUACAAGAACAUCCAACUCCAAUCAACAUCAGGACUGUCACUCUUCUUCUUGGUCGAGUGGUGUCUAGGCGACGCCUGCAAUCUCCUGGGCGCCUUGCUCACCCGACAAGCCGGCUGGCAGGUGAUUGUGGCCGGGUACUACGUCUUUGUCGACGUCACCCUCGUCUUCCAAUACUUCUGGUACACAAUCUAUAAACGGGGACAGGACGGCUAUGGUGCCCUCACCCACUCGCACUAUGAUAAUGGAACGGGAGGUAUUCUGGAGGGCGUUCCCUUCUCAGAGGACGACUCGAUCUCUCAUCUCCAACGUCCCCUGGCGGGCAUUCCCGUGUCGACCCCAAAAGACAUGAAGGACCUCAAAGAGCCCACUGUGAGCAUUUCCAAUGGCCAGUCACCAUCCUACAGCAAUGAGAAGUACAGCUCCUCCCGCCGCUCCAUCAUCCGCACCAGCAGCAGCGGGCCUAGUCUGCCCAUCGGCUCCCCUCGCACCCUCCUGCUCGCUUCCAUGCUGUGUGCCGUCCUCGCCAACGCUGCUCCUACCGAAGUCCAAGCAACAGCGACAGCAUCUGGCCUCUCCCCGCAUGCUCUCGAAGUGCUUGGCCGCAUCAUCUCCUGGAUGUCCACGGUCCUCUAUCUGGGCUCGCGGCCGCCCCAGCUCUACAAGAACUACUGCCGGAAGAGCACCUCUGGCCUCUCGCCGCUCCUCUUCAUGGCUGCCUUCUCUGGCAACUUCUUCUACUCGGCCUCCCUGCUUACCAAUCCCAACGCCUGGUACGACUUCCCUGCCUUCGGCGGUGGCGGAUGGGCAGAUGCGGACGGCAACAACCGAGCGGAGUGGGUGAGCCGGGCCAUCCCCUUCUUUUUGGGCGCGUUCGGCGUUCUGGCCUUCGAUGGCACCAUGGGCGUGCAGUUCCUGGUCUACGGCUCCCGUGACGACGAAUCCAUCAUGGAGGUCGAGGACCCCAAGGAGGGUCGUAGCCACUGGACUCGUGUCCGCGGCUGGAUGAGGGGCUGGAUCCCCUCGGUGUCAUCCUCUGCCGCCGCCACGCCUCGCAAUCCCGAGAAUCAGGCCCUGCUCCGUCAACAUGACCGUGAGAGGUACGGGGCUGUUUGAAUCUCACGUCACUCAAACCAAACCUGCAGGGUUGUGCGUACUACGCAGCCAUCCACGGUCUCCCGGCAAAGCCUCGGUCUCGGGACCUGUUUUUCUGCCUAUCAG
Messenger RNA from Aspergillus fijiensis CBS 313.89, 1522 nucleotides. RefSeq names its product PQ-loop repeat-containing protein. The transcript has a single exon. The record is from RefSeq and is a predicted model, not a curated record. Lineage: Eukaryota; Fungi; Ascomycota; Eurotiomycetes; Eurotiales; Aspergillaceae. Bases 119 to 1417 code for a protein of 432 amino acids.